Messenger RNA from Aegilops tauschii subsp. strangulata, 1263 nucleotides. Lineage: Eukaryota; Viridiplantae; Streptophyta; Magnoliopsida; Poales; Poaceae. The record is from RefSeq and is a predicted model, not a curated record.
AUGGGGGAUCGGCGGGCGGACAAGAGGCCUAUGGAGAUCUCCGACCACGAGGCGGACCGGCGUAGGGAGCGGGAUCUACGCGAGAAGACGAAGCGUGCGAUGCGGGAGCGCUCGGGUGGCCAAGAGGCCCGCGAGGAGCGCGGCUGUUCCCGUGACCAGGGUGGGCGCGAGGGGGAUUGGGGUCCCCCUCCCCCGUGGUGGAUCCAGAUGCAGGAGCGCAAGAAGAAGAAGACCCCUCAACGUCGUCGUGAGCUUGAACGGAAGCCGAUGGCGCACCCCAACUGUGGUGGGGGCCACGGGGAUCCGCUGGUAGAGAAGCCGCGGGCGCUCGCAGAGCCGCUGGCAAUGGCGCUGCCCUCCUCGUCCAAGGGCACGGCGGAGGAGACCAUUCUGGUGGAGAAGGCCCCCGACGUCGAGUGCUUCAAAUGUGUGCGAUGGGGUCACUUCCAAUCUAAGUGUAAGCACAAGCCUCUCUGCGUGCUCUGUAAGGAAGAGGGGCACGCGUCCGCAAAGUGCCCAUCGCGAGGCCGACAACUGCACUUGCAGAUCAUGGGCAGCACCAUCUCCGGUGAAGGUUUCUUCUGUCUUGAGUUCGACGAGGAAACCGAGGCCGACCUGCCCGUGGAUGCUCGUGUUGAGAAUGCGGCGAUCCUGUCCGCGGAGCCUGGGAAGCUCAAUCUGCGCAUCCUCAGGCAAGAGCUGCAACACAUGGUAACAGGGGAUUGGGACUGGCAAGUGACUCAAGUGGGUGAUGCUGACUUCUUGGUGGUUUUUCCGUCUGCUGAUCUGCUGCAUAUGGCGAAGUCAAGUGGGAAACGGUUCUUGUCCAUCAAUGACAUCACGGCUUCGGUGCGGGAUAUGCUACACGAGGAAGUGCAGCCAAUGGUCAUGCCCGAGACGUGGGUGAAACUGCACGGCAUCCCUAAGAAGCACAGGCGCGAGGACCGCAUCAAGGAAGGGUUCCAGAUGCUUGGUCGGCCAAUCAUGGUGGACGAGCUGUCCCUCAUCAAGUUGGGGCCGGUGAGGAUGAAAAUCGCGUGGAAGGCACCGGAGAAGCUUAAUGGAUUUGUGGAGGUUUGGUUCAAUCACGAGGGCUACCAGAUCAAGGUAGAACGAGAAGUGCUGCCAAAGCGUGGGGGCGAGCGGGUGGAGACUGGAGCGGGGCCGUCCAACCCCCCUCCCAAGGAUUCGGACCUGCAGGGGGGAGCACGCCCGUCUGGCAGUGCGAGACCUGGCGGCGCUGGGGUUGGCAAGGCGCAGUAG